Diversispora eburnea is the source of this 651-nucleotide messenger RNA. The record is from the annotation of a GenBank genome assembly. Lineage: Eukaryota; Fungi; Glomeromycota; Glomeromycetes; Diversisporales; Diversisporaceae.
AUGGAUGGUACACAUGCCACCUCCAUUCAAGUUUUAUUAAGUUUAGAAUUUGAUACCAUGCCAGCUAUAGGCCUUCAAGUAAUGUUAACUGGAGUAACCACACAAACAGUUCAGAACUUUGAGGAAAAGGCAGUGAUGAAUUUUUUUAUUGAAGAGUAUCUUGGAAAUAGAGAACCUAAGGAUUUUUGGAUCGAGAUGAAGCAUGAAAUCAACAAUCAAUAUCUCACAAAUAAAACCAAUACAAUAAAUUUGAGUGGCAGGUUAACAAUAGCUACCUUAAUAGGUUCCAUGAAAUACAAACUUUCAGUUAUUGACCCUAUAACUUCCCAAGAGACUGAAUCAGAAAAACACAUUUUAGAGCUGGUUGACAUGUCUAUACUUUCAACCAACCGUUCAGAAGAAAAUAGGAGAUCCUUGAAUGUUCCCUGGUCAAAUAAUUCUAGAAGAACUAAUAGAUCAAUUCGUGGUGUCACACCAAGAACUUUAACAAGAAGGGGCUGUACAACAUUAGCUCAAAUGGGUUCAACUGUGAGAGCAACAUUGGAUGCAAAUCCAAUUCCUAACAUGAAUACUAAUCAACAAAUCCCAUCAAAUCAAUCUUCACCAGAUCAACCUUCAUCAUCAAUUCAACAAGAUAAUGAUGAUAAUUAA